AUGAACCUGAUCGCAUACUCCGACUCCGAUUCCGACUCCGACGGCGAUGCUCCGCCUGCGCCCGCGCCUGCGCCCAAGCCCGCGCCCAGAUCCUUCCACAAAGUCGUCGACCGCGCCCACCCCGGUCGCAUCAAGCUCAGCCUGCCCGGCGCCGCGUCCACACCCACCGACAGAGACGACAUCGAGUCCGAGGCACCGCCCGCCAAGAAGCCGCGCACGGGGGCGGGCCCUGGCCUGGCUGGCUUCAACUCGAUGCUGCCCGCGCCCAAGAAAGGCCAUGCCAAGCCAGCUGCAGCAGGCGCAACGCCGGCGACCAGGGCACUGGGCAAGGGCCUGGGUGCGGGUGUUAACCUGCGGACUGGCGCGGAGCCUGCUUUCAAGAGAGAGCCCAAGCUGGACCUGGAAGAGCACGACGGCAACGGCAACGUCAUCGAGAAGGCGCCGAUGAAGCGGGACGACUUUCGAGCCAUGCUGAACCUGCCAACCCCCAGGUCAGAGCAGAAGACGUCGCCCAAGCCAUCGUCGCCUGCCUCCGUUCCAGACACAGCACAAGGCGCACCCGCUCCCAAGCCAGCCGCUCCAAGGUUCGUACCCAUGUCCGUGGGCAAAGGCAAGAAAAAGAAGCCCGUGGCGCCUCGUUCAGCCGCAGCGCCGGCGGGGGAAAGCAAGUCUGCAGCAUCGCCACUUGUCGAAGCUCGACCGCCACCGAAGCCGAAGCCGUCGUUGUUCGGUGUCUCGCAAGAAGCAGAGGCGCCUUCCGAGCAGAAGACAAAUGGCGCAUACCAGCCGAUCAUGUAUGGAUUCGACGACGACGAAGACGAGGACGACGAUGCACUAGCCACCGACGGAGCUUUCGGCGCACAGCCAGCACACCACACAGCACAACACGCCUUCGCACCACCCUCCGCAGCCGCGCCUAGCGAGCUCACUAACAUUGCAUCUGAACUCAACCUCUCCGAAGCAGAGCGACGGCAGCUGUUUGGGAAAAAGGGCCGGAACGGACCUGACUUCUCCUCCGCCAGGAUCGUCGAGUUCAACACGGACACCGAAUAUGCACACAACGAGCAGCUGCGGCAACAAGGUGAACAAGCGCAACACAACCCCCUCAAGUCCAUCUCGGGUACGGGCAAGAACAGCUUGCGCAGCUUGGUCAGCGUGGCGAGCACGCAAAAAGAGGCGCUCGAGGAGCACUUCGCCACGAGCCACAGAAACAAGAGAGAAGCUGGUAACCGCUACGGCUGGUAG
Molecule: messenger RNA, 1245 nt
Organism: Ascochyta rabiei
Lineage: Eukaryota; Fungi; Ascomycota; Dothideomycetes; Pleosporales; Didymellaceae
Exons: 1
Coding region: 1-1245 (414 amino acids)
Cellular component (GO): nucleus
Source: RefSeq, a predicted model, not a curated record